Molecule: messenger RNA, 4026 nt
Organism: Linnemannia hyalina
Lineage: Eukaryota; Fungi; Mortierellomycota; Mortierellomycetes; Mortierellales; Mortierellaceae
Source: the annotation of a GenBank genome assembly
AUGGCCCUGUUCACCGAGACCAUGGAGACAAAGGCAACUGCUGACACGAGAAGCACGGACGCAACAACGACAGACAUACUAUCCCGCAAGGAUCACGAGCAUCCCGCAUCAAUUGAAAACCAGCCUGCCUCAAGUCCAACCCUCCCUGGAUCCACCGUCGUUGUCUAUCCACAGGAGUCAGGGCCGUCGCCUUCACAGGCCAACAACCCCGAGUCCACCGUGACUCCAACCAACACAGUUGCUCAUAACGAACCUCUGACGACGGGCAACACGUACCCAGAGGAGGCUCUAGUGCAUUCGACUCCAGCUGUAUCACCAUCUACUUCAGGAGAUCGACCCACAGAAUCAGUCCAGUCUUCGUUCGCCUCAACAGCCGCAACGUCAACAGGAACACCAACACCCAAAAGCCGUCCUACCACAACUGCGACGCCACCACAUCCUGAACGACACAUCCUCUCCUACGAACAAUGGCGGAAACAGGUUCUGGAAAAGAAAAACAAGCCUGCAGAGGUCGCCGAGCGCAAACAGCGGAAAAGGAAACCUUAUCAGGAAAACACUGUUGACGUGGCGAUUGGAGGGGAGGAUGAGAUUGGAUUCGUGUUUCCCAACCUUGACAGUGGCAACAGCAAAAGUGCAGACGAGCGAGCGCAACUUGUGGGGGAUCAGCUUGGGAACGGACCGGACCUCAAGUUGGCUGCUGGACGGGACAAGGAAUGGAUCAAGUCUGAGUACGCAAAGGAUCCCAAGGACCGAUUCAACCAUGCGUCUGCGACCUGUGCGGCCAGUGUGGUCAAGGCAAGCAAGGAUGCGACCAGUAUCACAGCCAUCCUGAACGAAGGCAAGGACAAUUAUAUGCUCAACAAAUGCUCGACCAAGGAAAAGUUCUUCGUGGUUGAGCUGUGCGAGGAGAUUCUCGUCGAUUCUUUCAUAUUGGGCAACUAUGAGUUCUUCUCCUCGACGUUCAAGGACUUUGUCGUCUCUGUGAACCGAUAUCCGCCAAGAGACGAUGGAUGGAGCAUUCUUGGGCAGUUUCAGGCCAGAAAUACACGCGACGCUCAGGUGUUCAAACCAAAAGUACCCCAGCUGGCGACCUAUAUCCGUUUCGACUUUGUGAACCAUUACGGAAACGAGUACUAUUGUCCGGUUACCCUUCUGCGCGUCUAUGGUGCGACAGCAUUGGAGCAGCUGAAGCAGGAAGAAGAAGAGGAGAAGCGAGUGGCAGAGGAGGAAAAGAGACGUGCAGAACUGGAGAAGGCGAAGCAGGCAGUCAUGGACACGGAGGACGAUGAUGAUGAUGACGAUAGCGAGGAACCAGAGGUCGUUAUAGAAAACAGUGGUGUUACGACAGAGAAUGUUAAGGACCACUCAACCGCAUCCCUGGAGCAGGCUGAAUCCAUUCGCAGCGAUACUCCGUCGCCAGACAAGCCGGUCGAGACCCAACAAGGACAUACAGAGCCAAGUAUUCCUUCAGAAUCGCUAGAGACCAAGUCAGCACAGCCGAGCUUCGAUGGAGAGCCAUUGCAGCCUGUAGAAGACAAGCAAGAUGCAGACUACAAAGAUGUGGGAGAGAUACAUCCUGACCCUCAGCCUAACUCAGAGCAUUCGACCACAGGCCAGCCCACGUUCGUGUUGCCAGAGUGGCCAUUAGAGGACUCUGACGAAGAGUCUUUCAAGGACGACUCUUCUGCUCAUCAAAGCUCAGGAACUCCCGACACGACGCUGAACUCCUUUGGAGAAACUAUGACAGCGACGGUUGACCAACCACCCACCGACAUUCUUCUACCCUUCCCAUCCACCACACCCGCAUCCAUGCAGGACGAUGAUGACUGGGGCAAUGGAGACCUGGAUAUGAUCACACUCUCACCAAAACACAAACCAACUCAUAUCCCGAAACCUCAGAGCGGCUCCAAGGCGUCCUCAGCUGGACUGGGAACUCCAGGCGGCCACUCUUCAGCAACAGACUCUUCUGCGCACCCGCAGCCAACGCUACAUUCGUCUCAGGAGAGUGUCUAUAAGAACAUUGUUAACCGCCUCAAGGCACUAGAGCUCAACUCAUCGCUGUCAUACCAGUAUCUAGAGGAACAGAGCAAUGUCUUCAACGAGGUUCUUGAGUCAAGUGAGCAAAAGAUCAACCAGCUCGUCACCCACCUGAAUGAGGCCCACCGACGACUGGAAACUCUGCUUGUCUUUCAACGGCAACUGUUCGUUGUCGGUGCUAUCACGCUGUUUUCAGUUAUCGCCUUUAUUGCUAUCACCAGGAGCUCGUCCAUGCAAUACGCUAUACACCAAUCACCUUUGGGCGUCAAACUGAGAGCCAUGUCAAGGCAUAAGGGCAACUUACGAUCGAACGACAUCUCCUCGUCUGUGCGCAUUGGCUCAGUUGAAGGCCUCAGUCAAUUCGACCAGUCGACUCUCCGAGUCCCUCAUCUUGAUGACAGGACCAGAUCUGCAGAUGAGGACUGCCACAUGACGCCACCCAUAUCACCAAUGACACCGCUUACCCCGGAUCCUGGUCACACAGACGCUGGACGGAUGCCGGAUAUUCAUCAGCGGUCAGGAACAGAACCCCACCCUGACGACAACUCUGUUCACCCAAACGGAGAAGUCUCUUGCUCAAUGUUUGCUGGAGACAAUCGUCCUCCGCUUCCUCAUGCCCAUUCUCAGUCGGACACAGCCCAUCAUCAGGUUGAUUCUCCCGAUCUGCGAGCAUCACAACUGAACACGGACCGAUUCCUUGUUAGCCGAACACCAUAUCCAACACCAAAGAGUAGUCAUGGAUCAGGACGACUCUUCUUACACCCCAACCAAAGCCAAUCUUCCGUAAACACCACGCCCUUCCCAAUCGAUUACCGCCCCGACUCACCAGUCUUCCAAGGACCCUCCAGUGGACAAGACGACGAACAGCUUUCGGACGCUGAUGUGGCAUACAUGUCAAGGGACAUGAAUGUAGGGAGGAUGAACUCUUCGUCACCGGGGUCCCAUCCAACGACACCAGUAGCGAAGAGAUUGUCCAUCAGCUAUUACAACCAGUUCCACCACUCGACCAAUCGGCCCUCGUCUUCACUCCGGAUGGACACCACGGCGUCUUUGACUGAGAACGACAGGACACACCUCUUGCCAAAUCAGGAGGACGCUAUCGAUUCGAACAACACAUCGCAGUUUGACCUCGCGUUCCAGAAAGGCACAGAUGGCAAGACAGCGAUGUCUCCCAAAUCCAUGGACAGGGCGCCAGACCCUCGCGAGGCGCUUGAUGAUGAUGUCGGAUUUGUUUCGGACUCGGUCCUCGACAAUGCAUCGGAACCCAUGGCGGGUCAUGGAGAGCAAUUGCAGAAUGCCCUUGAUCUAGGCGAUUGGGACAGGCACCGCGGGAUUGGCGAGAGUCUUCCAGAUGACAAGGAGGAGGAGGAGGAGGAGGAUGAAAACAGUGGAGUAGUUCCCGUGUCAGUUGGUAGUCGUCGCCCUUCUGGCUCGGCACUAUCAGAUGUUGCCGCCGUCGAGGAGAUUGAUCCGACCAAGGAGCGACCUCGACUGUCCAGGGAUUCGUCGUCGAAAUCAAGGAGGCGGAGCUCGCACAGCAUCUACAGGACGCAAGAGCCUUCAACUGCUGCUCGAAGCAAGAACCACAGUGCAAUUGCGGCCGUUGGACUUGGUCUAGAGAUGGCCUCACCAAUGGAAGCAGCAGCCUCAAACAAGGACCUGCCACCUCGACCUGAGCCAUACUCUGUCCAACAACAGCAGCAGCAACUGAUACGUCGUCAGAGCUCGAAGGACUUGAAGAAGGACGAGAAGCGUGAUGAUGAAGCAUUCAAGGACGAUGAUGUUGCCGUUGUGCCCGGAUCCAUUGGAAGGGGAGAAAGGCGGAAACGAGCUAAAUUACCAGGAAUGCCAACAGAUGAACAGGCGACUCCUAGGAGGCGGGUGAGCUACGGACGGCGAGAAAGUGUAGGGGAAGACGAGAUGGAGGAGCAGGCGCGGGAAGGAGAUGACGAAAGGUCGCCACAAGUGUCUCGAAAAUCGCACGCCUAA